UAUUGCAUGAAUCAACAAGAAUCAUGGCGCGCAAGGCACACGAUCUCCCUGCAGUUCUUCCAAGUAACGCCCAAUCUCAACCUCCUCGCCGGUCUGGCGGUCCGACGAGCUUCCGGUUGCCGGAGCGAUGGUCGAUUUAUUUCUCUUUUCCAUUCCUGCGACGGUUAACAACCAGAGACUUAGUGGGGGGAAAGGAGUUGGCGACAGUUAACAAUGGCGAAUUCAAAAUCGCCUCCAUUUUCUCAGCAUCUCCGAUUGCGAAUUUAAAGCCAAAUACUCUUCCAUUCACGAAUCGGUAAGUUAAAACAAUCUCUUCCGAUUUCAAUUUCACUGAGCAGAAGCAAGGCUGUUAAGCAAUUAGCAUGAAUUUCCCCUUUCGCACCACACUGUUCUUGGUGCUCUCAUCUUCCUGUUUUAGCUCAGUUCUUAGUAGAGGAAUAUUGGAAGCAGACAUUUCGGGAAGCUUAUUGCGUUACAGAGCUAAGAGUUCUCGUGUUUUCAGUGUUAGAAGCUUUGGUGCUCGAGCAAAUGGCUUAACUGAUGAUAGCAAUGCCUUCUCACAAACAUGGAGGAUGGCCUGUGGUUCAGCUGGAGUGGUAACUUUCCUGAUUCCAAAAGGAACCUAUUUGGUUGGUCCAGUUAAAUUUUCAGGCCCUUGCAAAAAUGUAUCAUCUCUAACGGUUAAAAUGAAGGGAUAUUUGAAAGCAUCAACAGACCUGUCAAAGUAUGGUUCUGGCGCAGGCUGGAUUGAGUUCAGAUGGGUGGAGGGGCUAACGUUGACGGGAGGUGGAACCUUCGAUGGCCGAGGCGCUGAGGCGUGGCCAUUCAACAACUGCCUUGAUGACCACAAUUGCAAUCUCCUUCCUACUAACUUGAAAUUCGUGGCUAUGAAUAACACGGUUGUACGACGCAUAACUUCGCUAAACAGCAAGUUCUUUCACUUGGCUUUAGUACAGUGCAAGGGGUUCAGAGGUAGCAAUCUCAAGAUUUCAGCUCCAGCAAAUAGUCCCAACACGGAUGGUAUCCACAUCGACCGAAGCUCUAACAUCCAUCUUUCUCGAUCACAUAUUCAAACUGGAGACGACUGCAUAUCCAUUGGACAAGGGAACUCUCAAGUCACAAUCACCGGCAUUGAUUGUGGACCGGGUCAUGGGAUCAGUGUUGGAAGCUUGGGAAGAUAUCAAAAUGAAGGAGAUGUAAGCGGAUUAGUAGUUAAAAAUUGUAGCCUCACAGGUACCACCAAUGGGAUCAGAAUCAAGACAUGGCCAAAUUCUCCUGGCAGCAGCUCAGCCACAAACAUGACAUUUAAGAACUUCGCCAUGAACAAUGUGUCCAAUCCAAUUAUAAUUGAUCAAUCAUACUGUCCAUUCAGAUCUUGUUCUUUUAAGGCACCAUCUCUAGUGAAGCUGAGUGAUAUUUACUUCAAGAACAUAAAAGGAACCUCUUCCUCUAAGGUGGCUGUGGCAUUAGAAUGCAGCAAGGGAUUCCCAUGUCAGAAUGUGAACCUUGAAAAUGUUCACUUGCUUCUUUCAUCAGGUCAAAAUCACCCUUCUUCUACUUGCAAAUAUGUUAGAGCCAAGUAUAUUGGCACCCAAAUCCCUCCCCCUUGUGCUUAGCCUUACAACAAAUCAUAUGAUUUUACCUUAUUUAUGUUGCAAGCCAUGUUCUUACGUUUUUAAACAUUGUCUUAUGCACUUGUAGCUUGUGAAAUCUUGAAACCAAUAUCUUUGAUGCAA
This is a messenger RNA of Cucurbita moschata (crookneck pumpkin), 1736 nucleotides long. RefSeq names its product exopolygalacturonase. Lineage: Eukaryota; Viridiplantae; Streptophyta; Magnoliopsida; Cucurbitales; Cucurbitaceae. The coding region runs from base 363 to 1616 and encodes 417 amino acids. The record is from RefSeq and is a predicted model, not a curated record. Gene Ontology annotation, molecular function: polygalacturonase activity. The transcript has 6 exons. Gene Ontology annotation, biological process: carbohydrate metabolic process.